AUGUCUAAUGCUUAUUCGCUUCCUCAUAUGCCUUCCAUCACCACUACUGGUCCCACUUCAUACUCUCUCCCAAACCUCGGUGCUACCACUUCAUCUUCCUCUACCUCCUCCCAACAAUACCCUCCUCCAUCAACAGAUUCCUCCUUUUCCUAUUCUUCCUCCCAGCCUCGCCUUCCUCCCAUCAAUUGUAUUACAAAGCCCUUUCAACAUCCUCCUCCCCAAUCUUCUUGGCCUCCUCUCUCUUCUUCCGUUUCUCCUUCCUCCUCUUCCGCCCUAAAAGAAUCUUCCUCCUCUUCUUCUUCUUCUUCUUCCAUACCUUACUCCCGUACCCUCCCCUCUUCCUCCAAUCCUUCUUUCCCAAAUUCCCUUUCCGCCGCCGCCGCUCCUUCUUUAACCUCCAACAAGGAUCCUUCUUCUUCUUCCUCUCCCGAAUCCCUUCACUCUUCUCCUUACGCGAAUUCCAACAACUACAUGCCCCUCCCCUCCCAACAAUCCAUCUCUUCGAAUCCCUCCAUUCGAAACGAUGCUUUUACUACCUACGUUCAUUCCGUCCAGAAUCCAAAUCCUCCUCUGAAGCCUUUAUACCUCACUCCCCAGAAUCUCCCCCCUUCUGCCAUUUCUUCGGGUUCUAGCAAACCUUCUUCCCCGUCCGUCCCUACUCCCCCCCUCCAACAAAUACCUGUCCCAGACUACCACCAUCAGUCUUACUACCAUCAACCUCAUAAGCAGCAGUCCCCCGCUUCCAAUCCCUCCUCUCAUUCUUCUACCCUCUCCAAAGUUUGCCCACCUACUGGGCCUUACCCUCUCAACGCAAACGUCUCUUACGGCCGCAAUGAUUACUUGCGUCGUGUUACCUCCAUGGUUCCCGUUCACACCGACUACAUGAAUCCCUAUGUGCGAAACCCAGAACUUCGCACGAGCCAUAAACUCGCCGAACGAAAACGCCGUAAGGAAAUCAAGGAGCUCUUUGAUGACCUCAAGGAUGCUCUUCCGGUCGACAAGAGUACAAAGUCUUCGAAAUGGGGUUUGCUAACCCGUGCCAUUCAGUACAUCGAACAACUUAAAUCAGAACAAAUGGCCUUGGAGUCCCAUAUCAAGAAUCUUGAAAAUCAACCUCAUAGAGAAAAUCAAGCCUGA
Messenger RNA from Schizosaccharomyces osmophilus, 1137 nucleotides. It is a transcript of the gene esc1, whose product is annotated as DNA-binding transcription factor Esc1. Bases 1 to 1137 code for a protein of 378 amino acids. Gene Ontology annotation, cellular component: RNA polymerase II transcription regulator complex. The transcript has a single exon. The record is from RefSeq and is a predicted model, not a curated record. Gene Ontology annotation, molecular function: protein dimerization activity; DNA-binding transcription factor activity. Gene Ontology annotation, biological process: positive regulation of transcription by RNA polymerase II. Lineage: Eukaryota; Fungi; Ascomycota; Schizosaccharomycetes; Schizosaccharomycetales; Schizosaccharomycetaceae.